This is a messenger RNA of Ichthyophthirius multifiliis, 10530 nucleotides long. Its product is annotated as type a von willebrand factor domain protein. Gene Ontology annotation, molecular function: ATP hydrolysis activity; ATP binding. The record is from RefSeq and is a predicted model, not a curated record. Gene Ontology annotation, cellular component: preribosome, large subunit precursor. Lineage: Eukaryota; Ciliophora; Oligohymenophorea; Hymenostomatida. Gene Ontology annotation, biological process: rRNA processing; ribosomal large subunit assembly. The transcript is spliced from 10 exons.
AUGAAAUUUAUCAAUAAAACGUUUAUAAAAACUAAAAAACAAGAAGAAAAUGAUAAUAAAGCAACCGAAUUGUAUAUAGAAACAGAUAUAAAUAUAAACGAAAUAAAACAAAAAAUCCUCGAAAACAAUUUCCUUAUAUUAGAUGGAGAAGCCGGUUGUGGUAAAACAACAAUAAUAAAUAAAAUUUCAACCGAUUUUAACCAAAAGAUAAUUUCUCUAUUUGUAGAUAAUACCACAGAUUUAAAAACACUAAUCGGAAGUUACGUUUGUACGGAAAAGAUUGGACAAUUUGAAUGGAAAUAAGGUCCUUUAGUUAAAUGUAUGCAAGAAGGACUUUGGCUUUUACUAGAAAAUGUAUAAGAAGCAUCCGAAGAAGUACUUUAGGGCUUAUUAAAAUUCUCUAAAGAGGGAAAAUGUGAAAUUCUGGGAGGUAAUAAUAUCAUCAGUGAUUUUAAAUUUAAGAUUAUUGGUUGUGGAAAUUUCGGAGGGGGCAAAAUGGAUAUAAAGAGGAAUUUUGUAGCAUAAAAUAGCGGAAACGGAGAUAUCAUUUAUAAUGCCUAUAGUUCACGUUUGAUUGAAAAAAUAGCUUCCUGUUUGUAUUUUGAUGAACCCUGUUUACUUGUAGGAGAUACAGGCUGUGGCAAAACAACUAUGGCAUAACAUGUUGCUGAAUAAUUUUAGAAAAAACUUUUUAUCUAUAACAUGAAUUAAGGCUCAGAUGCUGUAGAUUUAAUCGGUGGUUUUAAACCUAUUGAUGUGAGGCUAUUAUUAAAAAAGAUAUUGGUGAAAUACAUAAGAAAAUUCCAAGAAAUCGCUAACGUUUAAGCUAAUAAAGCUUUUGUGGAUAAUUUAAGUCAACUUUUUUUACAUAAAAAAUACUCUACACUAAUGAAGGCUAUGAUUUCUAGUUUUGAUGGUAUUUUCCAAAAGCUCCAAAAGAAAUGCCUACCAAUAUAAAAGUGGGAGAAACUACACUAAAAAAUUAUCAAUUUAUAUAAAAACAAAGAAAAAAUAGAAUCAAACUUAGCUUUCCACUUCGUAGAAGGAAAUCUUAUAAAAGCUAUAAAAGAAGGAGAUUGGGUACUUAUUGAUGAAAUAAAUCUUGCUAAUAAUGAGGUUUUAUAAAAAAUAUUGCCUAUAAUUGAAGGAAGAUCUAUUUUAUUAUAUGAAAGAGGUGAUUUAAAAGAAAUUAAAAGACACUCUAUGUUUAGAAUAAUAGGAUGCAUGAAUCCUGGAAAUGAAAUAGGUAAAAAAGAAUUACCCGAAAAUAUUAGAAAAAAAUUUACUGAAAUAUAUGUACAUGAUAUAAAAGAAAGAGAAGAUGUAUAGAAUUUAGUUAAAAAAAAAUUAGGAAGUUAAAUCGCUGUCGAAAUAUCAUCUAAAAUCGUAGAUUUAUUUAUGGAAAUGAAAUAUGAUUUAAAUAAUAAUAUAGAAGAUGGUUAUUAAAGAAAACUCCAUAUUUCACUUAGAAAUUUAGCUCGUGCUUUAAAUUAUAUCAAAUAAAAUAUAGGAACAUACGGAUUAGACCGAGUUCUUUAUGAUGGACUAUAUUUAGGUUUCGGGACUGCCUUGAGUUAAGCAAGUUAAGGUCAUUUUUAAAUGCAAAUAGAGAAAACGUUUUAAAUUUCUCAUUUAAAAUAUUCUGAAAUGUUAAACCAAAAGUAAAAAGUUAUCGAAAAUAAUCCUCUUAAAGUUAACUUAUACGGCUUUAUACUAAAUAAAGGUUCUCUAAAAAUUAAGAAAGAGGAAGAAUGUGAAUUUUUAAUAACCGAUAUGUUCAAAAAAUACACUAUAGACGUACUUAGAGCUAUAUCAAGUAGUGAUCUUCCCGUAUUAUUAGAAGGUCCGACUUCUGCUGGAAAAACAUCUAUCAUAAAAUAUAUUGCGGAGCGUUCUGGAUAUAAAUGCGUGCGAGUAAAUAACCAUUAACAUACUGAAAUUGAAGAAUAUAUAGGAUCAUAUUUACCUGAUAGUAAAGGAAAAUUGGUUUUCCAUGAAGGAGUUUUAAUAUAGUCUAUGAAAGAGGGAAAUUGGUUAAUUUUGGACGAAUUAAAUUUAGCAAGAAGUGAGAUUUUGGAAAGUUUGAACAGACUCCUAGAUGAUAAUAAGGAGAUUUUUGUAAAUGAAACUUAGAGUUAUGUCAGACCACAUGAGAAUUUUAGAAUUUUCGCAACUUAAAAUCCUACUUCUUAUGGUGGAAGGAAAGAAUUAUCAAAAGCCUUUAAAAAUAGGUUCGUAUAGAUUUUUUUUGAGGAUAUUUAAGAAAAUGAUCUUUAGUAGAUUUUGUAAAAAAGAUGUACUAUAGCCCCUUCUUAUUGUAAAAAAUUAAUGGCUAUAUUAAAAGAUUUGAGGCUUUUUAGACAAAGAAAUAAUUUCUUUUUAGGUAAAGAGAGUAGUAUUACAAUUAGGGAUUUAAUAAAAUGGGGAAAUAGGCCAGUUUUGACAGUUGAUGAAUUAGCCAUGGAAGGCUAUUGCUUACUCGCAGAAAGAUUAAGGACUUAAGAAGAAAGAGAUUUUAUAUAAAAAAUAAUCGAAAAACAUUGUCGGGUUAAAUUAAAUCCGUAAAUUUAUUACUAGAAAUUCUCCGAUGAUAUGCUAAAACCAUUAUAAAGUUAAUUUCCUUUCUUCCUUUAAUUAAAUGAAGGCUUUAAAAGAAUGGCUUGUUUAACUUUAAAAUGUUUAUAAAAUAAAGAACCUGUAUUACUUAUCGGAGAAACAGGUUGCGGAAAAACUACUUUGGCAUAACUUGCCGGCUUUUUGAGAAAUUCGAAAGUUUUUUCCAUUAAUUGUCAUUAGUAUACUGAAAGUAGCGAUUUUUUGGGUUCUCUAAGGCCUGUAAGGAAAAAAGAAAUUUAUGAGGAAUAAUUAAGAGUUUUCCUAGAAUAAGAAUUAGAUUAAGAAUUAAUUGAAGAAUAAUAUAAAUUUUUAAACAAUUAAUAAAUUUCAAUUGACGAAAGAGUAAAAAUAAUAAAAAAUGAACAAAAAAGACAAAAACUAUAAGAACUUUUCAUAAAAUCAGAAACAAUGUUUGAAUGGCAAAACGGUCCUUUAGUAGAAAGCAUGGAACAAGGCGGCGUUUUUUUAAUAGACGAAAUCUCCUUGGCGGAAGAUUCGGUUCUGGAAAGACUUAAUAGUGUUUUAGAAAACGAAAGAUUCCUAUUACUUCCUGAAAAGAAUGAAAGUGAGUAAAUAUAAGCUAAGGAAGAAUUCGUAAUUAUAUCUACAAUGAACCCAGGUGGAGAUUUCGGAAAAAGAGAAUUAUCUCCAGCUUUAAGAAAUAGAUUUACUGAAAUCUGGGUAGAAUCAUUAACUAGUAAGAACUUGAUUUGUAGUCUAUAAGGCAGAAACGAUGUUUUGGAAAUGAUUAAAGUCUAUUUAACCGAUUGCGGGUUUAAUAUUAAUAACAGUGAAAAUGUGGCUGAGAAAAUAUACGAUUUCGUAAAAUUUUAUAACUCGGAUUUCUGCGAUAUGUACGCUUUGGAGGCUAAAAGGAAUAUUACUAUGAGAGAUAUAGUUUCUAUGAUGUAAUUUAUGAAUAAAACUUAGACAUUUUGUCCAAAUAAUAUAUACUAGUUGUAUUUUUAUGCACUUAAUGUGGUAGUUUUGGAGCCUAUAAAAUUCCUUCCUUUGAAUGAAAAUUAAAAGAAAAAAAUGAUUUUCGAAUGUCUAAAUUUCGUCGAAUAAUAAAAUAUUGGAAAUUCAUUAAAUAAUAAUAAUAAUAAUAAUUUAAUUUCCAUUAUAGACAAUAAUAAAUUGAAAAUGGGAGAUUUUGAAAUUCCUUUGAAAAACUCAAAUUUUAUUUCUUCGAAAAAAAAUAUUAAGUAUUCUUUAUAAAACUCUUAAACUAAAUAAACUCUAUAUAAAAUAAUAUAAGCAUUAUAAUUAGAUAAAUCCAUACUAUUAGAAGGUAAUCCAGGAGUAGGAAAAUCAUCUAUCAUAGAAUAUAUAGCCCAUUUAACCGGAAAUAAAUUAGCUACAAUAUGUCUUUCUGAAUAAACAGAUAUAGUGGAUCUUUUGGGCAGCGAUUUGCCACACUGUGAGAAUAAAUUAUAAAUGAAAUUCAGAUGGUAUGAUGGAGUUCUUUUAGAUGCACUCAAAAACGGUUAUUGGAUUUUACUCGAGGAGCUUAAUUUAGCUUCUUAGAGUGUGCUAGAAGGUUUGAAUGCUAUUUUGGAUCAUAGAGGAUCUGUUUUUAUCCCUGAAAUUAACCAAGAAUUUAAAAAGCAUCCCGAAUUUAGGAUUUUUGCUGUAUAAAAUCCCAUGGGAUUAGGGGGUGGAAGAAAAGGGCUACCGAUCAUAUUUAAUGUCUACAAAGAUGUAGUUCCGGAAGAAAAUAUUAAAGUAUAUAAUCCUAUAGUCCGUCUAUUAUAGUAAAUAUAGUAACUCUUAAAUCUAGAAAUAUUCGAAAAUAACGCUGUAUUAUAAAACUUAGCUAUAUUAUGUGAUUUUACACUAGAAAACAGUAUAUACACAACUCCAUUAAAUAAAAUGAUAACUGGUCUUCAAUAUAUAGCUGAAAAAUGUGAAGAAUGGAAUAUUUCUUCAAGUAAGCAAUACACCCUUAGUGUUUAGACAUAACCUAUAAUCGAUCUUCUUUUAUACUGGAGAGGUUUAGAGAGAAAAUGCUGGAAAUAAAUGCUUUAAGAAAAGGAAAAAGAAGUCGAGAAUUUAGAUGUAGUAGUAUUCAUGAAACUUAGAAACCUGCUAAUAUCCGCUCAAUAAAAAGACUAGGAAAAUGUUUUUAAUUUAUUAGAUUAAUAUGUCAGGACUUCAGUUAUGGGAACUUUUUCUUUAAGAAUGAAAGCCUUAUAUUAUUUGACUCAAUAGAAGGAUUUAUUACAUAUAAAAAUUAUUUUUUAAGUCUAUAAAUACUACGAGUAGUUUUUGGAAACUUUUAAUAAGACAAUAGAUGAAAAUAAAUAAGAAUAUGAAAAAGAAUGUAAAGACUAUAUUAAUUUAGCUGGUUGGGAAAGUAAAAAUUACCUCACUUUAAAAUAAACAGUAGAAAAAUUCUAGGGAAAACUACACAGAAUUCUAAAAAAAUAUAAAGGAUUUUUAUAAGAACCAAUUUCAAGACAUAUUUUCGAUAAACAAAGAAACAAUUUUUUUGCUUAAAACUACGAUAAUUUUUACCAAAAAUAUUAAAUUUAAUAUAAAAAUUAAAGACUAAAUAAUUUCGCUCUCUCAUUUAAGAAUUGCGUGAAUUUAAAUGAAAAUAAACUAGUAUAAACAACAUAAAGACUAUGCAUUAAAAAUUCACUUUUGAUACCAUAAUUUUAAAAUAAUAAUAAUAAUAAUAAUUUUUAUUAAUAAAUAAAUGAUUUAAACGAUAACAAUAUAGAUAUUCCUUCCUGGCUUUACAUAGAAGAAAGUAUAAUAGAUGUUUUUGAUAGAAUAAAAUGUCUACAUGGUGAAGACGUGACCCGAAAUAUGAAAUAUAAAGCUGUUAUUGAUUACUUUAAAUUCCUCAAAACACUUGGAUUUACCUCUUACUAUAAAACCACUACUUAAAUAAUGAAAGAUAAUACUCUAUUAUAUGAUAUGAAAGUUAUAAAUUCUGAAAAUUUCCAUAUUUUGGGACUAUAAGAGGACUUUACUUAUAUAGAAAAGUGCUAUUAUAAUACUUUAGAUAAAAUUUGUAUACUUAAGUUUAAUAAUUAAUAUUCUGAAGACCUUACUAUGGAUAAUAUUAAGAGGGGAAGUGGAUUUUUAAUCGAGUUUUUUUAUUAUAUUAAGAGAUCUUUUGUAAAUUUGGCUGAUUUAAGUGAAAAAAUUAUUCCUUUAGAACAAUUUUUUAACAAUUUUUGUUAAUUCGAGGAUGAUAUAUGCAUUUAAGUUGAUGAUUAUGUGUCUAUUAAUGAAAAAGUUUCAGAAAUAUUGAAUGAUUGUUCCUUUUUAUUUAGUAAUGUGAAGAAUUACUAUUCUUAAAAUGAUGAAGAGGAUGAAAUUUUGAAAAAAUGUGAAUAAUUUACCGAAGAAAGUGUAAAUAUAUUGAAUGGAAAAAUAAUUCAAGUUAAAAAAUAUGAAAAAAUAAUCCAAAACAUGACUUUAUUAGUAGAAAAAAUACAAAAAAGUAAACAAAAAACUAACAAAUAUGUUCUUUUAGAUUCUCAAAAAGUCCUCAAAGAUAAAUUUAAUGAGAAAAUAAAAGAAAUUAAUGCCUUAAUAGUCUAUUUAUAGGAUAUUUUACAAUAAAAAAUAUAACAAUGUAUUCAAAAAAAUUAAAAAUCUGUAAAUGAUGAAUAAAUAAUAAUUAACGAUAUUUAACUUUUUGCAUAAAAAAUAUUUAAAACAGUUUAAAAAUAUAAAUAAAUUCUCAAAUCAAAUAUAUAAGUAGAAGAAGAAGAAUAAUAAUAAUAAGAAGAAUAAAAAAUCGAAAAAAAAUAAAAUCUAGAAAAUAAUGACGCUUCCUUUAUAUAAAACGAAGAAAAAACAAUGCAAAAACUCAAAAAAAUAUUCGAUGAUUUCUCUUACAAAUUAAAAGAAGUCCACUCACAAUCUCUAAUAAAAAAAGCCCUAAAAAAGUAAGACUCUCAAAACCUGAAGGAAAUCCUCUAUUUAUUAAAAAUAUACAUCUAAAAUAUUCUUAUUUAUUACUCAAAAAGCAUCAAAUCUUAAUCUAAACUAUUAGAAUUAACGUCUGUAAUAUUCUAUAAUUUAUUCUAUAAAGGAUUUUGUCAACCAAAAAACAAUAACGGAGACCAAGAAGGAGAAACAGACGACGAGGAAGGAAAAUAUGAAUUUAAAGAAGGUACAGGUAUAGGGGAAGGAAAAGGCAAGGAAAACGUUACAAAAGAAAUCGAAUUUGAGGAAUAGUUAUUAGGAAACAAAGAUGAUGAUUAUUAAGAAAAUUCAGAAAGUAACGAACAAGAAGAAGAAUAAAACAAGGAAAAUAAAGAAGACGAAUUUGAAAUGGAUUAAGAUUUUAAGGGUAAAAACUCCAAAAUGGAUAACGAAUUAGAUGAAAAGGAACAGGAAAAAGCCGAAAAUCAAGCUGAUGAAUAAUUUAGUGAUGUAGACGAUGAUAAUUUAGAUUUUAAAAUGUGGGAAGGAGAUGACGCUUAAGAAGAAGAAGAUAAAAAAAACGAUGAAAAUAAACAAAAUAGAAAAUAAGAUUAAUUACAAUUCAACUCAAAGUAAAAGCCUUAAGGAGAAUUAGAAGAUAAAGCCAAAGACGAGUCCAAGAAAGAUAAAGAAUAAUAAAGAAAUAUUAAAGAUUUCGAAAAUGUAGAACAAAAGGAAAACCCAGAACCUGAAAUCAACUAAAUGUAAAAAAAUGAUGAUGAAGAAUAAGAAGAAGAAUAAAAUGGCGAAAACAAAGACUUAAAUUAAUAAUUAGAUCCUGAAUUACUUAAAGGUUAAAUGGAAUUAGAAGAAGAAGAAGAACUUAAUGAUGAACAUUAAGAUGGCGGAUCAUAAUAAGGAGAACUUGAAGAAGAUAUGGAAAGUGCAAACGACUAAUAAAAUGACUAAUAAUAAAUAGAUCCAUUAGAUUAAAUAAGUGAUUUCGAAGAAAAAAACUAAUAAUAAUAAGAAGAAAAAACCUAAAUGGAACAAGCUGUAUAAAACGAAAAUAUGGAUGAAGAAGAAGAAGAACAUAAUGAAUAAAUAGCUGAAGAAGAAGAAGAAUAAAAAAAAGACUUCCCUAAAAAUGUCCAUAACUAAAACCAAAAAAAAAAAAAUAUUCAAGAAGAUAAGUACGGCACAGAAGGAAACGAUGAUUAAAUAUAAAAUCAAAAUGAGAAAAAAGACUAAAAAACCGAAAAAAACUAAAUAAAUUAGAAUAACCAAGAAAAUUAAGAAGAAAAUAAAGAAAACUAAUAAGAAUAAAAUAAUGAAGGUUAACAAUUAGAAAAUAUAAAUAAAUUCUCAAAUGAAUUCCUUAAAUAAAUCAUUUAAAACUCACAACCAACUGCUUAAACUCUUCAAAAUUUCUUCAAAGAUCUCUAAAUUGUUCAAGAAUCAAACGAAAAUUAAAUCUAAUAAAUAAAUUAAGAAGAAAAACUAUAAAACUAACCCUAAAACGAAUAUGAAGCUUAUAAUCCUGAUUAAAAUAUGAGCCAAGACUAACUAUCUUAAUUAUUAAAAACCAACUUUAAUGCUCAAAAUAACUAAUAGAAUAUCCAAACGUAGUAAGAAGAUUAAAAUAAUAUUGAAGAAUUUCCAAACAACUAAACUAAUCUUAAAUAGGAUCUUGAAAAAGAGGAAUAAUAAUAAAAAUAAACAUAAAAAAAGCCUGAAAAUAAAAACAACCAAUAACAAUAAUAAAAAGAAUCCCAAAUUGAUUUUGAAGAAGAGCAAAAAGAAUCCCAAAAAAAUAAACCCGCAAAAACACAAUACGAAGAAGAUUAAAACAUUUAUAAAGAAAAAAAACCCCUAGAUCUUUAAUAGAGUAUCCCUAAACCCACUAAAAUGGAGCAAGAGGAUAACUUAGAACUACAAUAAGACAUCCAAGAACUUCUCGAAAAAUACCUUGAAGACAUAAAAAGCACUUCCGAAGAUCUUCCAGAUGAUCUCCGUUUAUAAAAAGCCCAAGAGCUAUGGUAAAUUCUAGAAACUUAAGCUCGAUAUUUAUCCCAAUAACUUUGCGAAGAAUUAAAAGUAGUUUUAGAGCCUACCCAAAUUUAAUCUUUUAAAGGCGAUUAUAAAUCCGGAAAAAGACUAAAUAUGAAAAAAAUAAUCCCUUACAUAGCCUCUAAUUUCAGAAAGGAUAAAAUAUGGUUAAGAAGAAGCCAGCCAUCGAAACGUACUUAUUAGAUUCUACUUGCAAUAGACGAUUCAAUGUCUAUGUAGCAUUAAAAUGUUGGAUUUUUCGCUUUACAAUCGAUGACCACUUUAAGUUUGGCUAUGAGUAAAAUGGAAGUUGGUCAAAUAGGAAUAGCUGCAAUAAAAUAAGGCUUAAACCUUCUACAUGACUUUAAUAAAUAACUAACACCAGCUGAUUCUCCUUAUAUUCUUUCAGCUUUCUAAUUCCAACAUUAAGAUCAUAGUUCUAAUGAUAUGGAUUUAGUUAAAUUUAUGGAUUAGACUAUUUAGUUGUUUGAAAGUUCAAAAUAAGGUCAAAAAGAUAUUCAUUAAAUUUGCUUUAUUAUGAGUGAUGGAAGAUUUAAUAAGAAAUUGGUCAAACCUUUAGUUGCUAAAGGUGAAGAAAAUGGAAUUUUAUUCGUUUUUAUUGUACUUGAUAGUAGUGAAGAAAAAGAAUCAAUUAUGAAUAUUAAAUCUACUAACCAUAAAUAUAUUAAUGGUAAAUUAUAAAUUGAAAUGAAGAAUUAUUUGGAAGAUUUCCCUUUUAAAAAUUAUAUUAUUGUGAAGUUUAUAACGAAAGUCGUAUAACUUAAUGGAUAAGAAGCAAGUACAGCAGAAGAAGCUGAAGAAAUAGCCAUAAAAUUAUCACAAAAUAAACCAAAAAAUGAAGGAAUAUAAUUUAUGGAUUAUGUUGUAAAAGCACAAAUUCAUGCUGGAGGAAGAGGGAAAGGUUUUUUUAAAGAAAAUGGUAUUUAAGGAGGAGUAUAAUUUGCCUUUUCACCUGAAGAAGUGAAAGAAAUAAGUGCUAAGAUGUUAGGAAAUACACUAAUUACAAAAUAAACAGGACUACGAGGACGUCCUGUUAAUAAAGUAUUAAUUACAGAAAAAAUGUUUUUAAGAAAAGAAUUGUAUUUAGCAAUAACACUUGAUAGAAAAUAAGGUGGAAUAACAAUAAUAACAAAUGAAAGAGGAGGAAUGAAUGUAGAAUAAAGCGGUGUAGAAACAGUUAAAACACAUUUCGUUUAGAUAGAUAAAGGACUAACAGAAGAAAUAUUACAUGAAGUUUCAUAAUCAUUAAAUAUAGGAUAAAAAUAUGAUGAGCAAUUACAUAAAAUUGUAAGUGGUUUAUAUGAUUGUUUUAUGAAAAGUGAUUGCACUUUAUUAGAAAUUAAUCCUUUAGCUCUGUCUUUAAAUGGUUAAUUAGUAAUAUGCGACUAAAAAAUGAUUAUAGAUGAUAAUGCUUUAUUUAGAUAAAUAGAAUUAGCUUAAUCUGAAGAUAUAACUUAAAAAGAUAUAAAAGAAAUUGAAGCAGAUAAAAAUAAUCUUAAUUACAUUGCUUUAGAUGGAAAUAUUGGUUGCAUGGUAAAUGGAGCUGGAUUAGCAAUGGCAACAAUGGAUAUAAUAUAAUAAAAUAAUGGAAUGCCUGCUAAUUUUCUAGAUAUUGGAGGUGGAGCUAAUGAUAGACAAGUUUGUAAUGCUUUAAGAUUAAUGGAAAAUGAUAAAAACGUAGAAUCAAUUUUUAUCAAUAUUUUUGCAGGUAUUAAUAGAUGUGAUAUUGUUGUUCUUGGUCUAAUUAAGGCUUUAUCGGAUUUAGGUAUGAAAAAACCUAUUGUUAUUAGAUUAAAAGGAACUAAUUUAGAAGAAGGAAAAAGAUUAAUUAUGGAAAGUGGAUUUUAAAUGAAUUUAACUGAAGAUUUUGGAAAAGCAGCUUAAAAAUCUGUUAAAAUGGCAGAAAUUCUAAGAAUGGCUAAAGAAGCAAGAAUUAAUAUUAAUCUUUUAAGCUGA